Molecule: messenger RNA, 1057 nt
Organism: Vigna unguiculata (cowpea)
Lineage: Eukaryota; Viridiplantae; Streptophyta; Magnoliopsida; Fabales; Fabaceae
Product: tropinone reductase homolog At5g06060-like
Molecular function (GO): oxidoreductase activity
Source: RefSeq, a predicted model, not a curated record
AAUUUGACAUAAGAUGAUGGUAAAUAUACGCGGUCUCGAUCUCCAUGAUCACGAUUCACAAAAAGGUAAAAACUUAAGCAAAAGCAAACAACAAUGGCGAACCCAGAGGGUAGUAGCAGAGGUUCAAGAUGGUCACUUAAGGGAAUCACUGCUCUCGUUACUGGAGGCACACGUGGAAUCGGGCAUGCUGUGGUGGAGGAACUGGCGGAGUUUGGUGCCACGGUGUACACUUGUUCCAGGAAUGAAGAGGAGCUGAAUGCACGCUUGAAGGAAUGGAAAGAGAAAGGGUUUUUAGUUUCUGGGUCGGUUUGUGAUGUGACUUCCCCAGCCCAAAGAGAGAACCUCAUUAAGCAAGUGGACUCUGCCUUCAACGGCAAGCUCAACAUACUUGUAAACAAUGUGGGAACAACUGUGAGGAAACCAACAAUAGAGUAUAGUAGUGAAGAUUAUUCAAAAUUGAUGGCAAUUAACUUGGACUCUGCAUACCAUCUGAGCCAACUUGCAUAUCCUCUUCUUAAAGCAUCUGGCAAUGGAAGUAUUGUGUUCAUUUCCUCUGUUGCAGGUCAGACAAGUGCAGCUUCUGGAGCCAUUUAUGCAGCAAAUAAAGCUGCAAUUGAUCAGCUUUCUAGAUAUCUUGCUUGUGAAUGGGCGAAUGACAAUAUAAGGAGCAACAGUGUUGCACCCUGGUAUACCAACACAUCAAUUCAUACGCAGUUGCUUGCAAAUAAGGAAAUUGUUAACGAGAUAAUAUCUCGAACGCCAAUAAAGCGAAUUGCAGAAGCACAUGAAGUGUCAUCUUUGGUGACUUUCCUUUGCUUGCCAGCAGCUUCUUACAUUACUGGACAAGUUAUUUGUGUUGAUGGAGGAUUUACUGUGUAUGGAUUUCAGCCCAGCAUGAGAAUUAAUUGAAAGAAAAAUGGAUGAUUUUUAUUAUUGUUAGAUUAUGCGAAGAAAGUGAUUGCUUGAGUUUUGGACCACCUAUGAUCAAUAUAUUUUAUGUAAUAUAUAUGUAGAGAGUUUAUAAUAUUAUUAAUUACAUAAUUAUAUUUAAGGGAAA